AUGGACGAGAUUGACGUACUGCGACAAAAAAUUAGAGAACUUGAGGGCAAAUUGUUGAAAGAACAGCAAAAAAAUGUGUUUACAACAAGAGAGAAAAUAGAACAUAUGUCAAGCGAAGUGACUGAUUCAAAUCCUUACAGUCGUUUGAUGGCCUUAAAACGUAUGGGUAUAGUAAGUAAUUAUGAAAAAAUAAAAGAGCUGACAAUUGCUAUAGUUGGAAUAGGUGGAGUCGGUAGUGUGACUGCUGAAAUGCUAACAAGGUGUGGAAUUGGCAAGUUGAUACUUUUUGACUACGAUAAAGUAGAAAUGGCAAACAUGAAUAGACUUUUCUUUCAACCUUAUCAAGCUGGCCAAAAUAAAGUGGAAGCAGCAGCGACAACAUUGCAAUACAUAAAUCCAGAUGUAAAAAUUGAAACUUAUAAUUACAACAUUACUACGAUGGAUCACUUUGAACAUUUCACGAAUGUCAUAAACACAGCAAGUUUAGUCAAGGGUCCAGUAGAUUUGGUUCUGAGUUGCGUCGACAAUUUUGAAGCACGGAUGGCAAUUAAUACUGCUUGUAAUGAACUUAAUCAGAAAUGGUUUGAAAGUGGAGUUUCUGAAAAUGCAGUUUCUGGUCAUAUUCAAUUUAUAAUUCCUGGGGAAACAGCUUGCUUCGCGUGUGCUCCUCCAUUAGUGGUAGCAGAAAAUAUAGACGAGAAAACGUUAAAACGAGAUGGUGUAUGUGCAGCAUCUUUGCCAACAACUAUGGGAAUCGUUGCAGGUUUUUUAGUUCAAAAUGCAUUGAAAUAUCUUUUAAACUUUGGCGAUAUUACCUAUUAUUUGGGUUACAACGCUAUGCAAGAUUUCUUUCCUACAAUGACGUUAAAACCAAAUCCUAACUGUGAAGAUAGAUAUUGUAGGGAACACCAACUAGAAUAUGCUUCAAAACCAAAACCAGAACAGAGGGUAGAAGAAACAGUUGAAGAUAAGCCUCUUCAUGAAGAUAAUGAAUGGGGAAUUACUCUUGUCGAUGAACGAGAUCAACAAAUUGAUGAAAAAGUACAUAGUGCUUCGCAUUCAAUUGAUUCUCAAAUUAAUCAAAUUCCGUCCAAAUGUGACGCUAGUUUAGAGGAACUAAUGGCACAAAUGAAAUCUAUUUAA
Molecule: messenger RNA, 1143 nt
Organism: Heterotrigona itama
Lineage: Eukaryota; Metazoa; Arthropoda; Insecta; Hymenoptera; Apidae
Source: the annotation of a GenBank genome assembly